AAAAGAAACGAAAGAAGGAUGAGAUGGAAGAACAACUGCACUGCCAUGAACAAACGGGAACGCAACGAGGACCACAUUCCGAACAUUGACGGAGAAGGAUGCUACAUAAGGCAGCUGCCGGCGCCUCCGUUAACCGAUCCGAGUCGCCGUUGGUCAGCCUGUUUGAGUCCCAACGAACGGGUGUUCUACCACCAGACGCUGAGUUCGGCACGGAGGGCUGCGAAGUUCGUUACCUUGGGCCCCAUCCCGCGUGACUCACUGGACAUUAACCUAGCUUCGCAGUACAACCAUUCGGAGGAGAUAUUCAAGGGAAAAAACGAUGUCGUCCUGCAGGAGGAAACCAUCGGGCAGGUCACCUUCCGUCGACUGCGCAACACCCGGGAUCUGAGUCCGGAGAAGAUUAUCCCCCUGAAGCACCCGCUGCAAAUCGGUGGCCUGCAGGAAAAGGCAUCGCCCAACAGCGUCAAGCUGAUGAACACAGGACCGCACACGCCACUGACGAAUCCGGGCUACUCGCGACAAACCGGUGAUGGAAACUUUUUCAACUACUAAAUUUACGAAUUUCGGAUUCAAUAAAAUUCACUAUUGUUUCUGGCGACUAAGACGUAAGGGGAAUUGUAUUACCAUUUAUUUCAUUCUUUUUUAUAUGCAUUGUGGCUUAUAAUUAAAAUUGUUUUAAUGAAGUAAAAUUAAAUUUGUGUCCGAUAAUUAGGUGAGAAAAAUUUUCAUUUUCAAAAGUUAAUCCAUUCAGACUUACCGUCUGUUGAAGUAAUGUAUUUGUUGCAUUCAAGAGUAGGGCUUCCGGGAGAUACCGUCGAUGAUGUUGGGUUUCCGUGUCAAGUUUGUUCGGAAUAGGCGAAGAUUGUUGUGGUGGGAGAUAGGGUCUUAUCUGAAAAUAUAAAACUAAUCUAUGUUUGGAUCUGGUCGGGAACAGAUGGCUGGAACUUAACGGUAAUGAUAUCAGUAACCUAGAAAGAGAAAUUCUCGAACUCGUGGUAUUCGACCCGGGCCUUGCCGAGUUUUCUGGACACAUACACCCUCCUUUCUCGCUCUCUGCAACAAAACAUUCCCCAACUUCUGCUCUUCCACGUGCGCUCAUUGGCACCUGAUCUCUAAACUCCGCUGUGUGCUGCCCCGGAAUAAAACCCCCGGCAAAAGAUCUGGCUCAGCUUCACAUUCAUGUGCUCUCUUUCUGUCUGUCUGCUCGCGUGUAUCUCGUGUGUGUCAGCAUCGCUCAUCGGUACAGACAUGCAAGAAUACUUUGGGAGCAAAUAAAUAAAAACAGAACACAAAAGUUGGGAAAAAGCCAACACUGAGCACUAGAAAAAGAAGGAAAAGAAAAGAAAGAGAGA
Ochlerotatus camptorhynchus is the source of this 1352-nucleotide messenger RNA. Its product is annotated as cilia- and flagella-associated protein 276. Bases 19 to 552 code for a protein of 177 amino acids. The transcript has 2 exons. The record is from RefSeq and is a predicted model, not a curated record. NCBI's taxonomy places the organism in Eukaryota, Metazoa, Arthropoda, Insecta, Diptera, Culicidae.